Molecule: messenger RNA, 2407 nt
Organism: Epinephelus fuscoguttatus (brown-marbled grouper)
Lineage: Eukaryota; Metazoa; Chordata; Actinopteri; Perciformes; Serranidae
Product: E3 SUMO-protein ligase KIAA1586-like
Exons: 4
Coding region: 771-1769 (332 amino acids)
Source: RefSeq, a predicted model, not a curated record
AGUUCAAAUUAUAGAAAUCUAUCUCUAUCAGUCAUGGUGUGAUUGGUCCCAUUAAUGGAACAUAAUUCCUAUAAUAUUGGAGAUUAUAUGAUAAUAUUUAUGACAGAGCUUAAAAUUAACACCCGCCAAGCGCCAGUGGUGGGUAAAAAAUUAGUUUGGCAUGUAAAACAAAAACACACGCCUGCCAGUGGCCAAUGGAAAAUUUUGAAUUGCAUGCGAGUUUUUGUUUUCAUACUUUCGAACAUUUCUGCCAACUGUCAGACUAUUUUGACCCUCGCGGCACGCUGUACUUGUGUAUGAUUUGGUACGCCGGGAACGGCGUGACGUCAGCUACUGGAGUUCUGUUUAUUCCCUUUGUUUGAAGAAGCACAGCGGGAAGAGCGUAUUGAGGAAGAUGUGGCAACACAUUCCCGGCAUGAAGCCACCACACGAUCAAGAAGAGGAACAGACAGCAAAACGGAGUCAUGUCACUAUAUGACAUUUCAAAGAAAACUGGAAAAUUGAUGAGGCUGGCCAACCUCGGUCCUGGCUGACUUAUGACCCGAAAAACCACAACAUGAGCUGCAGCCUUUGCCGCAAAUACAGGAAGGAUAAACAAGCAAAACCCAUUCGUUGUUGGCACAACGAACCUGAAAUUGGAAAGUAUUAAGGACCAUGAAAAGUCAAAAUGCCACAGUGACAGCUUAAAAACCUCGCAGCCUGUGAGCUCAACCCAUGUCAUCAAGUCAGUGACAGCUAUACCAGACCCAACAAAACGAAAACUUUUCACCAUGUUCAGGACCGUACAUGCAUUGGCAAAGAAGGGAAGGCUGAUGGCCAACUUCGAGUGGAUCUGCGAGCUGGAUGAGAUGAAAGAGUUGCCAGUAGGGAAAACCUAUAGGAAUAAAGUAGAGGCAAGAGUGUUCCUCCAUUAUAUAGCAGACAUGGAAAGAAAAAAAAUUGAAGACGGAUUGGGGAGGGCGAAAUUUGUUAGUAUAAUGAGUGAUGGUUCAACAGAUAGUGCUGUGAAGGAGCAGGAGGUGGUCUAUGUUAGAAGCAGUGUGGGGGGAAAAAUUGAGUCCAAAUUUGUUGGGAUUGAUGCAGUUGACAAGGCAGAUGCAGAAAACAUAACAAAGGCCAUCAAAGAUGUCAUGGAUAAGGUCAGUCAACAGUGGGAAGUUAAGUUUGUGGCAGUAGCCACUGAUGGAGCUGCAGUGAUGGUUGGAGCGAGGACAGGGGUGGUCCAGCGUCUGAGAAGAGACAGACCAUAUGGAGGACACUGUAUGGCGCACAGGUUGGAGCUAAGCUUUAAAGAUUCGGUAAAAAACAUAGUCCUUUUCAAAAAAGUAGAAGAGCUCCUCACAGGCCUGUACAAUUUCUACCAUGUUAGUCCCUUAAAUCACUCUCACCUCAAGAACAGCUUUGCAGCACUGGAAUUGGCACCUAUCAUGCCCACAAGAGUCGGUGGCACAAGGUGGGUGGCCCACCUCCUACAUGCCACUGACCACUUCCUGAGAGGCUACCCAGCCAUAAUGCAUCACUUAAACCGUAUCACAUCCCCAGACGUUCAAGGUGUAAGUACGGUGCAGCAGUGCAAAGCGAAGAGCUUCAGUGCAACUGCCAAGGAAGCUGUUGUGCUUAGAUUCAGUGGGUUCCUACAUGACACACUCAGCCAUCUCAGCAGAGUAUCAGAGACUCUGCAGAAGUCGGACAUCUCCAUCGCUGACGCCCACUGUUGUCUGAGCUCCACACAUGCUGUAUUGGAGAGUUACAAGACCAGAUUUUGGUGAUGCACAAAUUGAUGUGCUUGCUGACCACUUCUCCCCUGUUCUAUCAUCUCCUGAACACAUCCCUGAUGAGUGGACCCUGCUCAAAGCCAGACUUUACCUUGAGCCACAGCUGCUGACAACCCUGACCUGGGAGGAUGUCAACCGGCUUCAUAGGGACACCUGUCCUAACGUCCUGGAACUGAUAGACCUCAUCCUCACCAUCCCUGCAUCAACCGCCGACUGCGAGAGGGGCUUUAACAUCAUGAAAGUGGUGAAAUCAGACUGGCGGUCAAGCUUAAAGGCAGACACACUGUCUGACCUUCUGCUUAUGCAGCUCUCAUCUCCACCCAUUUCUGAGUUUGAUCCCAGUGCUGCUGUCGAGUUGUGGCACACUGACUGCAUAAGAGGUCGGAGGCCUAAUUUUAAGGAUUGUUCUAAGCAGGUUGCUGACACAGACUCAGACAUGUCUGACUCUGAGGCUGAUGAUGUGGUGAUUACCUGAGCCACAAGGACAGUAGAGUUAAGGAAGCCUACCUUUAAAAAAAAGGCAGAUGCAAAUGCACUUGUAUUCAUAUAGCUUUCUAGAAAAAUAUCUAUGGUCUGUGGAGUUCAUUUCAUUUAGACUCAAUCCCAGUUGAUGUUUUUUUCAUUCUUUUCCC